AUGGACGAUAAUAUGAUCAGUUCGAUCGACUCGAUCAAAUCGAUAGCCAACCAAUACCCACUCCAAUCAUCCGCCUUAAUACAAGCUUAUUCCGAUCUAAGCGCCGCACAGCAAUGGAUUGAUUUACGUAUUCAAACUUGUUCUUUGGAAUCAAAUUCAUCCAAGGUUGUUUUACUUAGAGGAAAACCUAAUCUAACUGAACCCGAAAGAUUAGUUUAUCCAAUUUCUUUAACCCAAUCCACCAAUUUCAAAACGUUAAAAAAUUUAUUUAAUCAGAUUGGUUUUUCAACUCAAAAGAUCUUACUAGCAAUUAUAUCAAAUGAUUCAUCAAUAGUUUAUUAUGAAUUAUCAAAUGGAAUCGUUUCACCUAAAGAAGUACCCGAAUAA
Melampsora larici-populina 98AG31 is the source of this 387-nucleotide messenger RNA. RefSeq lists its product as uncharacterized. The record is from RefSeq and is a predicted model, not a curated record. Gene Ontology annotation, biological process: tRNA splicing, via endonucleolytic cleavage and ligation. The coding region runs from base 1 to 387 and encodes 128 amino acids. NCBI's taxonomy places the organism in Eukaryota, Fungi, Basidiomycota, Pucciniomycetes, Pucciniales, Melampsoraceae. The transcript is spliced from 5 exons. Gene Ontology annotation, molecular function: nucleic acid binding.